This is a messenger RNA of Lachancea fermentati, 396 nucleotides long. NCBI's taxonomy places the organism in Eukaryota, Fungi, Ascomycota, Saccharomycetes, Saccharomycetales, Saccharomycetaceae. The record is from the annotation of a GenBank genome assembly.
AUGUCUCGUGUCACUAGACAGCUCAAAUUUCUGAAUAAGAUAAGCGCAGGUACGCCGAAGUCCCAAAUACUGGUGAAUCCUGAAAAGUGCGCCGCUCUCAAUCUCACUUUCCAGUAUCAAAAUCACAAUGGACACAUGGGUGCACGCAAGUUCUGGCGCGAAUACCUCCCCACACUUCAAUUUUACAAUCCAAGUUUACAAAUUCGAGUGACUAGGGUCAAAAAUGAGGACAAGAAAGAUGUAGGUGUGCCAUGCAUUUUACAAGUUUUGGCCAAAGACGGUAAUGUUACCUCUACAGUUGAGAUGAGAAAUAAAGAUAAGGAUGUUAUCAUGGAUGAAUUUUUGACCAUAGUAGAGCAUGAGAAGGUUCCUGAAUCCGACAUAAUCGAGGUUUAA